AUGGCAAAGGCUGUAAUGCUACGGUGCAACCUGCUUUGUUUAUUAACUCUUUUACUUUGUUGUGAUUGCGGAUUGGUAUGGGGUGAACAAAGCGAAAGUACUAUGGAGGGCAACGGUAAGGUCGUCGUUUGUGUUCCUCCUUCUGAAGAAAUUCGUCUUGAUAAUGGAACUCUUACGUGUUGUGUCCCCAAAGUAGUGAAGACCCAAGAACCUCACGAGACCCAUGCCGUGGUGAGACAACAAGAAGGACAACAGAUGGAAGAAAACAAACCGAGAGACGCUGAAACAGACACCGGGAGGGAAUCACAUCCGGAUACACAUCAACCCACAAAUGGAGAGAACACAAACUCAACAGGAUCAAGUGCUAAUGAAGGGAAAGAGACAUCUGAUAAUGCACUUCCGAUAACACCUGAGACUUCUUCCAACACUUCACCCUCACAGAAUGCAGGUGAGUCUGGAGCUGCAGAGACUGGACCAACAAGUAACCCAAAUGAUGCAGAAAAUGCAAAUACAACCACUACAACCACCAACACAACAACAACAACACUUCCUCCUGAACUCACAAACAACAAGAAGGGUGAUGCAGACAGCAGCAGCAGUAUCAGCAGUUCUGUGUGGGUGCGUGUACCACUACUGAUUGUGGUUACACUGGCCUGUAUUCUUGUGUGCUGA
Molecule: messenger RNA, 672 nt
Organism: Trypanosoma theileri
Lineage: Eukaryota; Euglenozoa; Kinetoplastea; Trypanosomatida; Trypanosomatidae
Exons: 1
Coding region: 1-672 (223 amino acids)
Source: RefSeq, a predicted model, not a curated record